Molecule: messenger RNA, 1563 nt
Organism: Aspergillus puulaauensis
Lineage: Eukaryota; Fungi; Ascomycota; Eurotiomycetes; Eurotiales; Aspergillaceae
Exons: 6
Coding region: 1-1563 (520 amino acids)
Biological process (GO): transmembrane transport
Cellular component (GO): membrane
Molecular function (GO): transmembrane transporter activity
Source: RefSeq, a predicted model, not a curated record
AUGACAGCCGCUCAAGAGAUCGCAACGGCAUCCGCCGCGGUCGACUACACCGCUAUUGUUUCAGCAUGGCCGCCGGAGGAAAGAGCGCGACGGGAGAAAAAGUUCCUAAGAAAAGUCGAUUUUCGACUUCUACCUAUCCUUGUGAGUCCCGCCGAACGAAGAAGCACCUUGGUCUGCAAGGGUCUAACAGUCCGAUCGAUUAUCAUGUAUUUGUUGAACUACGUCGACAGAAACGCAUUGCCCCAGGCUCGAGUUCAAGGCCUAGAGGAUGAUCUGGGAUUGAAGGGUGUUGAAUACAACGUUGUACUCAGCAUAACCUUCAUCGGGUACAUCGUGAUGCAGGUCCCUAGCAACAUGGCUUUGAGCUACUGCCGACCGAGUCUCUAUCUCUCCGGCUGUAUGAUCGCAUGGGGCGUUGUUAGUGGUGCUACAGGUGCUGUUCAAGGCUUCGGCGGACUGGCGGCCACCCGGUUAUUUCUUGGAGUCACCGAGGCGCCCUUCUUCGCCGGUUGCGCAUUUCUGUUUAGUGGGUGGUACACCCGAAAGGAGCUGGGCCUGCGCCUGGGAAUAUUCUUCUGCUCGGCCAUGGUGGCUGGUGCAUUCGGCGGUCUCUUCGCUGCCGGCAUAGCUGCGGCCUUUAAGAACAACGGCAUUGCGAGCUGGCGCUGGCUCUUCAUAAUCGAGGGCGCGGCCACUGUCGUUUUCGCCAUUAUCACCGGAUUUGUCAUCCCCGAUUGGCCAGCGACGACCAGGUGGCUGUCGGAGGAGGAGAAGGCACUUGGAAUUAUGCGAAUUGUCGAAGAUGCGGGUAGCGAAGAGGAAGAUAUCAGCACCAAGACAGCAUUCAAGCUGGCCGCCAAAGACCACCGGGGUUGGCUGUGCAUUCUUGGGCAGAUGUGCUUGCAGGCCGUGGCUUCUCUCACCAACUUUCUCCCGACGCUCGUCGAGAAUUUCGGAUUCUCGACCAUCCACACUCUGCUCCUGACCGCGCCGCCUUAUAUUUUCACCGCCGCGUUCUGUCUCUUCAACACAUGGUAUUCCGACCGAAGCAGCACACGCUCGCCGCAUAUAGUCUACCCCAGUUUGGUUGCAAUCGCUGGCAUCAUCAUCACCAUGGCCACUACCAACAUCGGGGCUCGCUACUUCGCCCUCUUCCUGAUGCUUCCGGGGACGUACGGGUGCUUCCAGAUCAGCAAUGCGUGGAUGGCCAACAUCGGUGCUAGACCUCAGAAGAAGCGCGCCAUUAGUCUCGCCAUGAACAACUCGAUCGGGAACCUUGCUCUCGUCUGGACGCCAUACCUAUACCCGGACAGUGAUGGACCGCGUUACACGACCGCCUGGUCUGUCAACUUGGCCCUGACGGUACUGACUGUGGCGAGCACUGUGAUCUUGAGUUUCAUCCUGAAGAAAGAUAACAAACGGUUGGAGGAUAGUGCGCCCUCUUACACCAGGGAGGCGGGAGUCGCCAAAAUGUCGAGCGAGCAUGUUGAGAGGAAUGUUGGUCAUGAUGAAGGGCAGUCAGUCGGCAGGGCCAACACUGGAGCCUUCAAAUAUCAAGUUUGA